AUGGAAGUUUUAACACGAUGUCACAUCGUUGUGGCUGGUCAGACAGUUGCAUGUCUGGGUGAUUGGAAAGGAAUAAAAAGAGUUCGCAAGAUUGUGCUUGAUUGCAUGAAUAAUAUACACCCUAUAUAUUCUCUUAAAACACUUAUGAUCGAGAGGGAGCUAGCAAGGAAUGAACAAAUGAAAAAUAAGGACUGGCAACCCUACAUACCUCAUUUCAAAAAAAUUCGAUCCCAAACCGAUGAUGUGAAAGUGAAGAAGAAGAAGUCCUUCGAUCAUGCCAAUGGUUUAAAGGGCGCUGCCAAACGACUUAGUAAAAAGCUCAAAGAUUAA
Gregarina niphandrodes is the source of this 330-nucleotide messenger RNA. Its product is annotated as putative KRR1 small subunit processome component. Gene Ontology annotation, molecular function: RNA binding. Lineage: Eukaryota; Apicomplexa; Conoidasida; Eugregarinorida; Gregarinidae. The record is from RefSeq and is a predicted model, not a curated record. The transcript has a single exon. Gene Ontology annotation, cellular component: small-subunit processome; nucleolus. Bases 1 to 330 code for a protein of 109 amino acids.